Molecule: messenger RNA, 1612 nt
Organism: Solea senegalensis (Senegalese sole)
Lineage: Eukaryota; Metazoa; Chordata; Actinopteri; Pleuronectiformes; Soleidae
Product: glycine cleavage system H protein, mitochondrial-like
Exons: 5
Coding region: 20-523 (167 amino acids)
Biological process (GO): protein lipoylation; glycine decarboxylation via glycine cleavage system
Cellular component (GO): glycine cleavage complex; mitochondrion; cytoplasm
Source: RefSeq, a predicted model, not a curated record
UCAACAGUUAGCGACAAAGAUGGCUUCCGGCGUUCUCCUUCGCUCCUUGUCUUCUAACUUUUCCACAGUUUUGCCUUUACUGACACGCUCGGCGUAUAACGCUUCUUUCUGGAGAACACUGUCAUCUUCUGGACGGUUAGCAGCAGCACUUAAAUUCACAGACAAGCACGAAUGGAUUCGAGUAGAAGACAGUGGAAUUGGUACUGUCGGUAUCAGCAACUUUGCACAAGAGGCUCUAGGAGAUGUAGUUUACUGUGAACUGCCAGAGGUUGGGAAGCAACUCACACAGCAAGAUGAGUUUGGAGCUUUGGAAAGUGUGAAAGCAGCCAGUGAACUUUAUUCCCCUCUAACUGGAGAAGUUGUAGAGGUCAAUACACGACUGGCAGACAAUCCCAGUCUUAUCAACAAAUCCUGUUACGAAGACGGUUGGUUGAUGAAAAUGACCAUUGCCAGCCCCGCUGAGCUGGACGCUCUAAUGGACGAAGCAGCCUAUAAGAAAUACGUCCGCUCCAUUGAGGACUAAGCUCUCGCCUCCCAAUAAGUUCCUCGCUGCUUUCCAAAACACCACUGGCGGGCGAAGCCUUCGUCAGGAACAAGUCUAUGAUGAAAUGUAGAAGCUCCCAGUUUGCUGACCUGCCAGUUCUGUAGAAUUAUGAGUGUUCUGAAUCUUUUAUCUACUGUUAAAUCUACUGAACAUUCAGUGUUGUGUUCUCGCAAAGAGACUAAGACCCUGUUCAUACCUGGUAUUUACAACCGUCCUCAGUGAUCCAGUCAUGGCUAAGGAUUCCUCUGAAUUUGAUAUCAUCCAAUGUGUUGGAACCCUGUUAAUACCAAGUCUGACCAGGGUCUAAGACUCAGAAACCCAGUGGUGCACAGUGCAGGCAUGUGAUGGUGGAUAUUGUGACAUUUCACAGCUGACUGACAGCUCGUACCAACGCGAGAGAGAGAGAGUUGUGUCACACAAUCAAUGUUAAUGUCAUUUAAAACGUACUUUUUAAUCCAUGUCUGUACUUUGAAGUCUGAUCACAAGUGCACAGCGGACGCACAGGUCUGAAUGCAAAUACAGAUUUGGUUUCAGGACACUUGUGUACGACACUGACCUGCUGCAGGUUGACAAUGAAAUAUCAUCACUUGUCAGCACCCAUACAUUAAUUUAUUUGUAGCCACCACCUCAGUAUUAACACACUGCUCAACAUGUUUUAUUCUAUUCUCAUGGGUUAAAUAAAAAAAAAAAGAGUAGUGCUUUGAUUUCACUCUCUCUGUUUUACUACCUUGACACAACCAGUUUCCCUCCCUGUGAACAUGUCGUGUCAUAAAUGAGUAUUUGAAGCCAGAUCUAAUGACAUGUGGUCACAGAAACAUUCAGAAUAUUUAAGAUGCAAGGUAUCUACUUCCUACUGGAUCACUCGGGACGUCAUGUUAAUACCAGGUAUGAAUGAUGUCUUUAAGUCAAGCAUGUGCUUUUGACUUUCUAUUCCAGGGUGUUGUUAAACUUAAAAAAUAAAGCACUUUGUUGUAUUAAGAAUCAUGUGGGUCAUACAUAUGCAUUAAUGACAGCGACACUGUAGACAUGCAACCUGUGAAGUGGUGAAUAAAUAAAUGGUUCUUUACA